Messenger RNA from Zymoseptoria tritici IPO323, 2539 nucleotides. RefSeq lists its product as uncharacterized. NCBI's taxonomy places the organism in Eukaryota, Fungi, Ascomycota, Dothideomycetes, Mycosphaerellales, Mycosphaerellaceae. The transcript has 3 exons. The coding region runs from base 401 to 2539 and encodes 712 amino acids. The record is from RefSeq and is a predicted model, not a curated record.
AUAUGGAAUCUACCAGGAAAGACGCGACCGUCGAGAGCAAUGCCCGAAUUAUCGCCACUCGAAGCCUGGCUGAAGGAUGUUGAAGCAGCCGGUCCAGCUCCACAGACUGCUGGUCCUACGUCAAGUCAGGCGCGAGAGGGAGCAAGAAGAGGCAGUGCCGAGACGGUCAAAUCAACAGCAACAGCCAGCCGCGACUCUGUCUCGCGGGCGCGGAACGACACGAUCCAAGAAUCCCAGAUCCCGUUACCGGACUCCACAUCAGCAUCCACUGCACAAGCCAAUAAUUCAACCGCAACCGCCAGCGUUGACUCACUGAGGCAACUGGAACGUUCCGAACCGACGGCAGCAUCUCGAAUACCGCUCCCAGAUUCGCAAUCAGCAUCUGCGACUCCCGUGAGCCAUGGCGACGCAUCGUCUCAGGCACGAUGUCGACUCGCUUUUGGAUUUGCAAAAUGCGACGGCUAUCGCAGCGUCUCAAAUAGCUUUGCCGCCAUCCAGGUCGGUAUCUGCCGCCUCUGCAGAGGUCGACAACAUCAACCGUCCCUCGACAGCUCAGCAGGACUCCCUUUCACAAUUACAAGAUGCUGUAAGUCCUGUGGAGCUCCGUUUACCUCUACCAGAGUCGAUCGCCUCCGGAGCCGCCAAGACCGAGCCAAUGAUUGCGGACUGGGUUGCCCAACCGGUCAAUUACUGGGAGAGCAUACAUCCUCUGCUGGAUUGUCUGCCUCAUCUACGAAUGUUUUCGAAGAAGAGCGCUCGGCAUAAAAACAAAGGCAUGGUGACCUGUGUUGAUUAUCUCCACGGCCACGACUCGCCGCGUGUUCACGAUGCUGUGAAACCGGGCAAAGAAUUCUUGGAUGCUCUUCGCACGAUGAAGCAUGUUACCGAUCCGGAUGUGAUGACACGCUUCAUUCUUGUGGAGGACUUGUCCGCAGAAGUUAUCAACCGUGUAGGUUCUAUCCUUGAGGUUGACCCAGAGCUCUUCGCCGAGCACCUACACAGGUCGGGCUACGGAACCAUGGACUACGCAGAGCCCUUACCGAAUAACUGGAUGCCCAAAUCAUGUGUCUCGCUCAAAUGGUACCGUCCAGUAAGACAACACCCGAAGAUUUCGUCAUUGGUUUCCGUGCCAAGUACUCUUCUGAACCCACAGGAGAUCGAGAGGAAGUCCAGCCAUGUGAGGAAAAUGGCGCCUGGGAGCAUAGUCUGGUCGGACAACGCUUACGACAGGAAUGGACGAGCGAAUUUCGGCGGCAGACAUCAUCAAGCUGUGAUCAGUACGAACGUAUUCCGGCGUAGCUGGACUUUGUCGACGCGUUCCGCCUUGCAAAGAGACAUGCCUGCGAUUUCUGACGAAGGAGACUCGUCUCAUAGCGAUAGCGCGGAGCCCGAGGUGAGCUGGGAGCGAGAUGCGAUUCCGACCGCAUGGGAAGAGAAAGUGAGCUUCUUCCGUUGCCACCACGGCACCGUGCCUACAAAUUUUCCAUUGAACAAAAUGAAAGCGACUCCGAAGGACAUUGCGUCAUUGAAGCGCGCCACGCAUAGUCUGGUCUCGACCACGACAGCGAUUCGCAGAGACAUCGAAUCGACCGUACCGGAAUGCUAUUCUUUCAGAGCAGAUCCCAUUCUUGCGCUGUUACGUGUGGUACGACUCGACUCCAAGGCCUUCUUCAACAGCCUAGAAUGGGCCCUGGAUGAGAUUAGUCAAGACUCUUUGGACGACUAUCUCAUGUCACGACGAGUGGACGGCUGGAGAGCACUGAUGGCCGAGUUUGAGAUUGAAGUUCCUGCUAUUGGAAGGAGCCUUCGCGAAUUCAUCGACUUUGUGUUCCUCGAUGAUCCGCUACCCAAGGACGUUCAGAUCAUACUCAACGAUGUGAACGCCGACAUACUGCGCAUAAAAUCCAGACUGGACGAAGCAUAUACGGCUCUUCGGGCUGAUAUGCAAUUCUCCGAAAGCAGAAGGAGCAUCGCCGAGGCAAGGAGUGUGACAAAACUCACGGAACUGGCCUUCAUCUUCAUCCCGCUGUCUUUCACCGCGUCUCUCUUCAGCAUGUCAAUCCACGAACUCCAAAAUGGCGUACCACUCUGGACUUUCAUCGUCACAUCGCUGGGCAUUGCACUUUUCGCAUAUGCUGUACGCUUGGUGCUCACGAGCAAAUUCAUCGCCGAAAGUUCACGCGGUGCACUGGAGCGUUUCUGGGCACUCUCGGGUGUUCAACGAGGAGAAAAAGCGCCCUUCUUGACGAUUAUGCUUUUCACACUGCGAGAGAUCUGGCACAGAGGCGGCAGGAAGGUGUUUGGCAGCAUUUCUCUGUUUGUACUAUGUGCGGCUUUCGUCAUCGUCCCGAUUGCGCUCGCCUGGGAGUCGACAAACUUGGACGUCGGCUUCAACGCCGCAAUCAGCCUCUUCCUCGUGCUGUCCGGCUUGGUAUUGGCAUUUGGACUGUUCUUUGGUUCUGGGGUUGGCACAAGUCACAUGGCAUCGUGGGGUCGCGCGAGCGACACGUCCGACGACGAAAGUGGCGAGGUUGUAUAA